AUGCGUCGUGGGCUUGCUUCCUCCAUCUCCCUCCGCUCCAGCGCGAUUGCCAGGGGUGGUGUGAGCGUUUUGCCGCGUAUGGCCGCUUCUUCACCCCUUCACAGCACCACUUCCACCUGCCUUUGCGCCAGAUGCGCUACUGCCACCACUCUGCCCCAGCGAUCAAUCAGCACAGAUGACAAGCUCAAGGAUGAAAUGCUUCGUAUGAGGGAGUCCUACAACGACUUGAUCAACGGCAACAAAGAAUGGGUUGCGCAACAGCUGGAGAAGGACCCUGACCUGUUCAAGCGCUUGUCUGCCGGCCAGAGCCCGCAAGUCCUCUGGAUCGGCUGCUCGGACUCGCGCGUCCCUGCCAACGUCAUCACCGGAAGCGACCCGGGCUCCAUCUUUGUGCACAGAAACAUUGCCAACACGGUCGUGCACACUGACAUGAACCUUCUCUCGGUGCUGCAGUACGCCGUGGAUGUUCUCCAGGUCAAGCACGUCAUCGUGUGUGGGCACUAUGGCUGUGGAGGUGUUAUUGCCUCCAUGACCAACAAUCAGUUUGGUAUGGUGGAUAACUGGCUGAGGAACCUCAAGGACGAAUACAUGCUCCACAGAGAGGAGCUGGAGAGCAUUCCUAAUGACGCGGACAGGGCCAAGAGGAUGACCGAGCUUCACGUCAUUGAAGGAGUGUACAACGUGUGCCGCACCUCGAUCAUUAAGGACGCGUGGGAGAGGAGGAAGAGCGCGAACGUUUUCCCCCAUGUCCACGGCUGGGUCUACGGCAUUCACGACGGCUUUGUCCGAGACCUCAACGUGAGUGUGCGCGGACCCGACGAUGUCCCCCUUCUCGUGCGCAAGCCCGUCAACCCCAGCAAGUGCUGA
This is a messenger RNA of Acanthamoeba castellanii str. Neff, 867 nucleotides long. Its product is annotated as carbonate dehydratase. Lineage: Eukaryota; Discosea; Longamoebia; Acanthamoebidae. Bases 1 to 867 code for a protein of 288 amino acids. The record is from RefSeq and is a predicted model, not a curated record. Gene Ontology annotation, molecular function: zinc ion binding; carbonate dehydratase activity. Gene Ontology annotation, biological process: carbon utilization. The transcript has 8 exons.